Molecule: messenger RNA, 2564 nt
Organism: Nothoprocta perdicaria
Lineage: Eukaryota; Metazoa; Chordata; Aves; Tinamiformes; Tinamidae
Gene: ARHGEF26
Product: Rho guanine nucleotide exchange factor 26
Exons: 14
Coding region: 16-1524 (502 amino acids)
Biological process (GO): activation of GTPase activity
Molecular function (GO): protein binding; guanyl-nucleotide exchange factor activity
Source: RefSeq, a predicted model, not a curated record
UACUCUCUUGUGUACAUGCCCAAGAAGAAAAUCCCAAAGGCACAAGGGACGUUUGAUGGGGAAGAAAAUGCUGUACUAUAUCAGAACUAUAAAGAAAAAGCUCUGGAUAUAGAUUCUGAUGAAGAGCCUGAGCCACAAGAGCAGAAAUUGGAUGAAAAGGUUGUCGUUCACUAUAAGCCCUUGAGAUCAACAUGGAGUCAACUGUCUGUCGUAAAGAAGAAUGGAUUAUCAGACACUCUGAGCCUAGAAGAAAGGAAGAGGCAGGAGGCUAUUUUUGAAGUAAUAUCUUCUGAACAUUCGUAUUUACUGAGCCUGGAGAUCCUGAUCCGUAUGUUUAAAAAUUCCAAAGAACUGAGCCUCACCAUGACCAAAACUGAGAGCCACCACCUUUUCUCCAAUAUUGCCGAUGUUUAUGAAGCAAGCAAAAAAUUCUUUAAAGAACUUGAAGCAAAGCAUCAGAACAACAUCUUCAUUGAUGAUAUUAGUGAUAUAGUGGGAAAGCAUGCUGCUUCCACGUUUGAUCCCUAUGUAAAAUAUUGCACUAAUGAAGUCUAUCAGCAGCGAACACUGCAGAAAUUACUAGCUACAAAUCCAGCAUUUAAAGAGGUGCUGUCACGGAUUGAAUCCCAUGAAGAUUGCAGGAAUUUACCUAUGAUCUCUUUCCUCAUACUCCCAAUGCAGAGAGUUACUCGUCUUCCAUUACUGAUGGAUACUAUUUGCCAGAAAACACCUAAAGACUCACCAAAGUAUGAGAACUGCAAGCAAGCUCUGAAAGAAGUGAGUAAGCUGGUACGUUUGUGCAAUGAAGGUGCUCGGAAAAUGGAAAGGACAGAAAUGAUGUACACCAUUAACUCCCAGCUGGAAUUUAAAAUCAAGCCAUUUCCAUUGGUUUCCUCUUCACGAUGGCUAGUGAAAAGGGGUGAGUUAACAGCUUAUGUAGAGGACACGGGGCUCUUCUCUAAAAGAACUUCCAAGCAGCAAGUUUACCUGUUCCUCUUCAACGAUGUCCUCAUUAUCACCAAGAAGAAGAGCGAGGAGAGCUACACGGUGACCGAUUACUCGCUGAGGGAGCAGCUCGUCGUGGGGCCGUGCGAGGGCGAGGAGGCCGGCGCCUCCCCGGCCAAGGGCGCCGGCGCCCUCCCCUUCCGCCUGGUGCUCAGCAGCCACGCGGGCGACAGGGUGCGGAUGCUCCUGGGAGCCGACACUCCGAGCGAGCGAGCGCGCUGGAUCGCAGCGCUGGGCAAGAGCCGGGAGCUGCUCGACACCGACCGCACAACUCUGACUCAGGUGGAGAUCAUCAGGACGUACACGGCCAAGCAGGCGGAUGAACUGUCUCUUCAAGUUGCCGACGUCGUUCUGGUUUAUCAAAAAGUAAACGAUGGCUGGUAUGAAGGGGAGAGACUGCGGGACGGGGAGCGAGGCUGGUUCCCAAUGGAAUGUGCCAAGGAGAUCACCUGCCGGGCCACCCUCGACAAAAACAUGGAGCGGAUGGGGCGGCUACUUGGACUUGAAACCAAUGUUUAGACUUCCCUCCCCCCUCUUCCUCCUGUUUCUUCAUUGCAGGAUUUGCACUAACUGCUGCCCGCGGGACCUGGCUGCAGGCACUGCAGCUGCAGCGGGCGGCUGCGAGUCACGGACGCACAGACUCCCACCCGGGAGCUGCGCUGUCAGGUCUGGCAUUUUGAGCCUGACCUGAACUGAGGCCUGGCUCAAGCAACAGCACAUUUCACCUGGAAGCAGGUUCUUAGGUGGUGGAGGGCAGCCGUGUUUCCCCUUUCAACUUCCGCCCACGCUCUUCUGAAAAGCUGUGGCUGCUGAGCCCCAGGAGCUCAUGGUGCUGGGGGGAAGGAAGGGCAGCCAGGGCUGGGGCUUCCCUCGUGCCCCCCAGGAGUCGUGGGGCUGCGCAGGGCCCUGGGGCUCCCCUCGCUUCCCGCAGCUCUGGAGCCCUUUGCUGGCACUGAGGCUGCCUUCUUUCACAGUGAGAGCCAUAGUCUUAAUUCUCACAGAGUCCUUUCAGGCUGCAGCAAAUACCCACCUGGAGAACAGCUACGAGUUUUUCAAACUAGUUUCAACUUCAGUCUUAGAUGUAACCCCAGUCUAGUUCAGAAUGUAGAUGUCUGAGAACACAGGGUUUAGGUAUGCUUAAAGCCCUGUAACUAGUGGAAUGAAGUCCAUUGUGGUUCAAUUUUCCCUCCAUCUUCUUAAUUCCUCGUUAAGAAGGUAGCACCUUUAACAUUUUUGUUACGACAACCACAGCAAACCUGAAGUCUGGGUUUUCUUUUUAACCUUUCUGUUCUGGAGAGCGCUUAAAUAAAAACUAAGGCAAAAAAACAAGGUUAAGAACUCGUACAAAGGCUGCCCUCCUGUCACAGCUCUGUUGCUGUGUUUUUACAGGGCUGGUAUUGUUUUAUAUUCUGUAAUAUUUUGGAUAUUUGAUUUGUGAAUGAAGUUGAUGUUAAUAAAUUUUUCUCUGUAACAAAAAUAUAGUAGGAAAGCAAUAAUUUUGUACAGAGAUACUUACCUUUUCAGUCUGACGAGUAUACAGCCUUACAAAUUAAUUUAUA